Messenger RNA from Eremothecium sinecaudum, 360 nucleotides. RefSeq names its product Cse2p (gene CSE2). Lineage: Eukaryota; Fungi; Ascomycota; Saccharomycetes; Saccharomycetales; Saccharomycetaceae. The coding region runs from base 1 to 360 and encodes 119 amino acids. The transcript has a single exon. The record is from RefSeq and is a predicted model, not a curated record. Gene Ontology annotation, molecular function: transcription coregulator activity. Gene Ontology annotation, cellular component: mediator complex. Gene Ontology annotation, biological process: regulation of transcription by RNA polymerase II.
AUGUCCGAGACCCAGAAGCCUAAUGGGCUCCAGAAUCCAACGCUGAACAAGAUACAUAAUACUUUGACUAAGCAUUCCGCCCAACAACCUGAGUUUAUCCCUCAAAUUUUUUACGCGCUCCACCAACUUAAAGAGGACCCUAAUAAUAGUGCAAACAACCUAGAAACUGCAACUUCGAGUAUCCGUCACCGCCUAAAGCAAUGUAAAGGCUACCUAACAGAAGAUCCAAGUUGUAUUGAGCUACUAUCCACGACCUGCGAGCAAGGUCCGGAGAUUGUCCGCCAGCGGCAGCAGGAACUUACCGCAAAACGCGGGGUACAACAACGCCUAGCAGAGCGUAUAAAAGAACUACUCAACUAG